GUUCGCAUCUACUACUCCUUCCAGUUGCCACUGUUCCCCCUCUGAAAAUCUGACACCCCACCGCGGCGCCGCUCCCUCCCUCCGGAUCUGAGCGAGGUGAUCUGCAGGUGUCGGGUUCCUCGUGGAGGAUGAACUGGAUUGGGCGCAAGAUCCACAUCUACAAUGUCACCGUCGGUCUCUACAUGCUCGAUUGGUGGGAGCGCUACCUCUUCAAUAUAUUGAUGCUUUGCCUUCUAUGGUACAUUCUCCGGUAUGUCCUUGGGUUCUUUCAGAGUAACCUGAAGACCAUUUUGCAAGGUGGGAACUAUCUUGUGCAAGGCAGGAAAUUGCAGUAAGCAAGUGAGAUAUUUUGACCAGUUUUAACAUGUAAUUUCACCUGUUUAUUUAGUUGUAAACUGAGCAACCAGAGAGGAACUGAUGAGGUAUGUUUAUUACUGAGAAGCCUUUUUCUAUUCCUUCUCUAGAUGCUGCCUUUGGUGGUUGUGUACUUGUGUAUGUGAAAAAUAGAUGUUUGUUGUAAUUUGGACCCAUAGUAUUGUCCGUGAUUGCUGUCACAUUGUUUUCCGAGAAAACCGCAUUAGUAUGCCAAGUAUUUGCAAUUCUCUACCCUAAAUUUUAGAUUGGAUUCGAUCAUUUGACACAAUGAGAUACACUGAUACAGGUAGUCCGUAGUCAUUAUUUGAUACACUGAAUUGUUGUACCGGUAUUCAUAUUGACUAUAUAAAGCAAAGCUGCAAGCCAUUGCUCUGCUCUGCUGUAGGCGAUCUGAAGUGUACAAAACUACAAAUUUCCUUGGGUGAUUUCAUGGUUUUUGAGGAGGUACUGGGAAGUACCAUAUCUACUAGUGUAAAAGUUGGAACAACUCAAUAUCAGUUGCCACUUGCCAGAAGGUACCUCUCUCAAGGACCUAAAAAUUUGUCAAUUUUCCUUCGUGCGCUGCUCAAUCAGGACGACAGAAACCUGAAACAGUUUUGGUUAAAUAAAGACGUCCAAAUCGUGGUUGCUUACGCGUCCUUUUCGUUGCUGGAUCUAUAGCCCCCCUCCUAGAGGCUUCCGGCGUGUUGGAUUUUCUCUAGAUUAUCUAACCUGAUACAGUUCGUUCCGGAGCGUCAACCUUAGCCACUGUGACGACGGUGCCAAGUUGCCAGCUGCCGCGACGUCCCUUGCCAUUCGCGACGGGGAACCGCAUCGCUGCCGCUGGGAAGUUGCACCGCUCGCCAUAGAGGGCCUCGCGCGCCCGUCUUCUCCAGGUUCGUCGGCGCCUUCCGGUUUCGUCUAGCACCGCGCGGUCGCGGAAGCGCAGGGUUGGAUCGAGGUGAAGAGGAGGCGCGGGGGGCUAUUCAUUGUUCAGCAUCCAUGUUUGAGCUCGUGAUAUCGAUCCCGGCGAUCCUCCUGGUUCUCGUCAUCGCGCUGGGGUGCUACCUGCUCGGCCGGAACCGUGGCCGCGCGGAGGCCGCAUCGCCGCAGCAGUUUGCACCGCCCGCGCCGCCGCAGCAGUUCGCACCGCCCACCCCGCCCAAGUAGGCAAGUAACAGGGUGCGUCGUGUUGUUUUGGUUUGUUUCACACUGUUGAAACUUCCAAUUUCUCCUUUGUUUGUACUACUUUAGUAGGAGGAUUGUUCCUUUUUUUUUCCCCAUGAUUGUCAGUGGUGAAUUGUGUUGAACUACUCGUUGUUUUGCCAUAAUCUUUCUGUUGAAUCUUC
Oryza sativa Japonica Group (Japanese rice) is the source of this 1703-nucleotide messenger RNA. RefSeq lists its product as uncharacterized. Lineage: Eukaryota; Viridiplantae; Streptophyta; Magnoliopsida; Poales; Poaceae. The record is from RefSeq and is a predicted model, not a curated record.